AUGCCGGCGGGCGUGACCGACCCGACCUACAAGCCCCCGCCGGGGCGCCUGGGCAACCUCACCGUGGCGCAGCAGCACGCGCUCGAGACGCUGCGCAAGCAGCUGCAGGACGAGGGCCACUUUGUGCCCGAGCGCAUGGACGACGCGACGCUCCUGAGGUUUUUGAGGGCGCGCAGGUUCGAUGUGGCCAAGGCCAAGGCGAUGAUACUCGCUGCUGAGCAGUGGAGGAAGGAGUUUGGGGUGGACGACCUCGUCAAGAACUUUGAUUUCAAGGAAAAAGCAGAGGUGGACAAGUACUACCCGCAGUACUACCACAAGACGGACAAGGAGGGGCGGCCCGUCUACAUCGAGCGCCUGGGCAAGCUGGACAUCAAGGCGCUCUACGCGAUCACGACCAUGGACCGGCAGCUCAAGCGGCUCGUCUACGAGUACGAAAAGUUCCUCAACGAGCGCCUUCCCGCGUGCUCCAAGGCGAUCGGGCACCCCGUCGAGACGUCCUGCACGAUCCUCGACCUCAAGGACGUCUCCCUCUCCAACUUCUACCGCGUCAAGGACUACGUCUUCCAGGCGAGCAGCAUCGGGCAGGACCGCUACCCCGAGACGAUGGGCAAGUUUUACAUCAUCAACGCGCCCUGGGCGUUCAGCGCGGUCUGGGCGGCGAUCAAGCCGUGGCUGGACGAGGUGACGGUCAGCAAGAUCGAUAUUCUGGGCAGCGGGUACAAGGAGAAGAUCCUGCAGCAGAUACCGGCGGAGCACCUGCCGAAGGAGCUCGGCGGGACGUGCGAGUGCCCCGGGGGCUGCUCGCUGAGCGACGCGGGCCCGUGGAAUCCGAGCUCGGCGGACUAUGUGGGCGAGAAGGCGUAG
Messenger RNA from Gloeophyllum trabeum ATCC 11539, 864 nucleotides. RefSeq lists its product as uncharacterized. Bases 1 to 864 code for a protein of 287 amino acids. The record is from RefSeq and is a predicted model, not a curated record. The transcript has 4 exons. Lineage: Eukaryota; Fungi; Basidiomycota; Agaricomycetes; Gloeophyllales; Gloeophyllaceae.